Messenger RNA from Paramecium primaurelia, 856 nucleotides. The record is from the annotation of a GenBank genome assembly. Lineage: Eukaryota; Ciliophora; Oligohymenophorea; Peniculida; Parameciidae.
AUGAAGAUAUAUUUAAUUGGUUUCACUUUGCUCAUUAUAGCAAAUUCUGCUACAACAUUAAGUCUAUCCAGUGUUUAUUAAUGUUAAUGCGAAAAUUUAUUACAAUAAUCAGAUUGUUUGAGUGAUUAUUGCACUUGGGAUCCAAAUGAAUCAACAUGCUCAAACAAACCUUGCUCUGGAUUCAGUUAAGAAGAUUGCUUUGGUGUUCCUGAUCCAUUCAAUUGCACUUGGAAUUACACAACUAGUAAAUGCGAAGAGUUUACAUAAUGUUCUGAUUAUACUUUCAAAACUGCAGAAGGUGAGAAAUGUUAUGAUUUGAUAAAAUGUUAAGUUGAUGUUGAUACAAUUGACAAUACAGCUGGAACUGUGAAAUGUAUGGAUAGAACACAAGACUCUGCUAUGAGUAUUGGAAGUUGUGACAAAGUACCUUAUGAUGAAUGUAAUUGGCUUGUUACUCCUGAUGGAAAACAAUGUGUCAAAAAUACAACAGCCAAAACUUGUGAAGCAAAAACAAUAACUCAAUGUUCUGAUUAUGCCACCAUUGAUCUUUGUAAUACAUAAUCAUGCUAUUGGGGUGAUACUUGCAAACCAUUAACUUGUUCUAUUUUGCCAGAGGAGUCUUGUAUGUUAUUUUUUUUCAAUUGAUUCAAAAUAAGUUACAUUUUGUAAAUGGGAAACAGAUAAAUGUAUAGAUUUAGAUACAACAACCUUAACAUAAACUUAAUGUUUGCCAUUCACCCUUUAUUCAUAUGCUUGGAACCCAGAUUCCAAAAAAUGCGAAAUUUGUUAGGAAGGUAGUUCUAGCUCAGAAUUUCUUAUUUAUGGAACACUCUUGUUGGCUAUAAUGUUAAAUUGA